GGAGGAAAAAAUAAAAUGAAAUAAUCGCGCCCGGCGCGGAGCGGGGCCCUCCCACCUCUCCUCCUUCCUACCCGGCCUGGGGGGGACAGCGCGGGCCGCGGAGCCGCGGCGGGGCGACAAUGCGGCGGGCGGAGAAAGCAGGAGGGGCAGCGCGCGGCAACAUGGAGGGAGGCGCGGAGCGGGCCGGCCCCUGAUGCGGCUCUUUCUCCUCCUCCUCCUCCUCCUUCGGGCAGCGGCUCCGGCGGCGCUUCCCUCCCUGGCGGCGGCUGGCGGCGGCGGGUGGAAAUGAGCAGGUCGGCGGCGCUUCUCCUCUGCCUGCUGGGCUGCAACGUGUGGAAGGCGGUGACCAAAACCUUAGGGGCGCCCGAGGCGGCUCAAGCUUUCCUCUGCAGGUCUGAAAAAGUGUGAAUUUUGUGUUUGCUCGAAUCCUCCUGUCUUCUCCUCACUGCGACUGGAGAACUGGAAUGGGUACAGUUGUGGAUUGGAGACCUCAGCGUUUGUGCACACAUGCGGAGACGUGCACACAUGCCUGUCUUGCAAGGCCAUAUGAAGUAACGCUGAAAGUCCACGUGAGCGAUGCCAGCACACAUCAGCCAGUAACAGAAGCUUUCAUUGAGAUUUUUACCAACCAGAUCUCCAUUGCAUCUGGAACCUCAGGAGCAGAUGGCACUGCCUUCCUCAAGUUUCAGUAUAAAUUGGGCAAUCAGCUGAUAGUGACUGCUAGUAAACAUGCCUAUGUGCCAAAUUCUGCACCAUGGAAACCUGUAAGAUUGCCUGUCUUCUCUUCACUGAGUCUUGGACUUCUUCCUGAACGCUCAGCUACUCUAAUGGUCUAUGAUGAUGUAGUCCAGAUAGUCUCAGGAUUUCAAGGUGCACGGACUCAGCCACAGGUACACUUUCAGAGAAGAUCAGUGAAAUUACCGGAGAACACCAGCUACAGUGAUUUGACAGCAUAUCUAACCGCAGCCAGUUCACCGUGGGAAGUGGACAGUUUCCCUUACUUGCAGGGAUUGGAUGGAAAUGGAACAGGAAACAGCACGAGGUAUGACCUCACCCCUGUUGCUGCAGUCAGUGUCCAUCUUCUCAACAGUGAUGGCACUCCAGUCCCAGUGAAUGGCCCCAUCUACGUAACAGUGCCUCUGCCAACAAACAGCAACUUGAAGCACAAUGCACACAUUCCAGCAUGGAGGUUUGACCAAAAAUUUGGGACAUGGCUGAAGAGUAGUUUGGGACUUGUGCAACAGGAGGGAAAUCAGCUGACUUGGACUUACAUUGCCCCUCAGCUGGGCUACUGGGUUGCAGCUAUGUCACCUACUAUCCCAGGUCCCGUUGUAACGCACGACAUUACCAGCUAUCACACAAUGUUUCUUUUGGCAAUUUUAGGAGGGAUGGCUCUCAUACUUCUAGUCUUGCUGUGUCUCCUUUUGUAUUAUUGCAGAAGAAAAUGUUUAAGACCACGUCAGCAUCAUAAGAAACUGCAACUUCCCACAGCACUGGACACUUCUAAGAAGGAUCAAGCAACUUCUAUGUCCCAUAUAAAUUUAAUAUUUUCACGCCGUGAGUCGGAAUUUCCUGGCGGGCUCUCUGUUGCUAGCAAUGGACACACUGAAAACUCAGGUGCAAAGGAAUUAAUCAGUGCUGUCCACAUGGAGAUGGUAUCACCUAGUGGAGAAGCAGAUAUGCAUACACCUAUGCUCAAACACUCCUUCAGUACUUCCCAGGAGUUCAGCUCCCGAGAGGAGCUGCUCUCUGACAAGGAGAAAGACAAGAGCAGAAUUUCCUUGGAUGACCUGACUCCCAGCGGGUCUCUGAGAAAAGACUACCACAAAUCAGCAGAUAGUUUUCCUUUAAAGACAAGAAAAUCUACAGAAACAGCUGAAGGCUAUGAGUCCCCUGUCAAAGAUGAAUAUAGGAGAAGUUACAAUGCUAUGCUAUCUCAGCCUUUAUUUGAAAAGCAAGAGAGAGAAAUUCAAGUAUCUAUGAACCAUAUUGCUACUGGAAGUAAAUACAAUAUUCAGGAACAAAUUUACCCCACACCUUCAGCUCCUGAAAAAGAGCUGCUGGACUGCAGACCUACUGAAUGUAUGAUGUCUCGUUCAGUCGAUCACCUUGAAAGACCUACAUCUUUCCCUCGACCAGGUCAGUUAAUCUGCUGCAAUUCUGUUGACCAAGUUAAUGACAGUGUUUACAGAAAAGUUUUGCCUGCAUUGGUGAUCCCGGGUCAUUACAUGAAAUUGCCAGAGCACUCUUUCGUUAGCCAGCCGCUGGUUGUCCCAGCUGACCAACCCAUUGAUCUAGAAAGACUUCAGGCUGAGCUUCCCAAUCCUCACGCACGGCUUUUUCCACACCCCCCACAACAGUUGCAGCCCCAACAGUUAACAUCACAAGCAAUAUCUCAACAACAUUUGCAAGAUGCAGGUGCAGCCGAGUGGAGUCAACAGAACGCUUCCAUGUCCGAAUCUAUUUCCAUCCCCGCCUCACUUAAUGAUGCGUCCCUGGCUCAAAUGAAUAGCGAAGUGCAGCUUCUUACAGAAAAGGCGUUGAUGGAAUUAGGAGGGGGAAAGCCAUUGCCUCAUCCUCGGGCGUGGUUCGUUUCUCUAGAUGGACGCUCCAAUGCUCACGUUAGACAUUCGUACAUCGAUCUCCAAAGAGCUGGGAGGAAUGGGAGUAACGAUGCCAGUCUGGACUCUGGCGUCGACAUGAACGAACCAAAAUCUGCACGAAAGGGAAGAGGGGAUCAUCUGUCCACGCCACAGAGUCACCCACCAGUGCAAGAGCACCAGCAGAGAGAGCGGAAGGUUUCGGAUAGCACAGCUUACACACAACUUGUGUAUUUGGAUGAUAUGGACCAAAGUGGCAGCGAGUGCGGAACGGCGGUUUGUAGCCCUGAGGACAAUGCUCUGCGAUGCCUACUGGAAGGCACGAGUAAGAGAAGCGGUGUGCAGCUGCCCAGCCUGCAGGAGGAAACGAGAACUGUGGAUACCAAACCAGAGCCAUUAACUAGUCCUGAGCAUGGAACGUCAGGUCAAGAUGAGGAGGAGGAUGAGGAGGAUGAGGAAGAUGACCAAGGUGAAGAUAAGAAGAGUCCUUGGCAGAAACGAGAGGAAAGACCACUAAUGACUUUCAACCUAAAGUAAGCUAUUGUGAAAAUCCACCAUUCAGUGGAGUAUAAAAUUGCCAAAUAUUCUUUCUGUGGAAGUGCUUGAUUUUUUUUUUCCUUUUUCUUUUUUUUUUUUUUCUUUUUGUUGUGGAGAGAAAAGAGAACAAUAAACUGUGGUGAGCAACACGUGAAAGAACUGAAACGCAUUACUGUGUAAAUGUUAGAAAAAGAAUUAAAAUCAUUCCUCUGAUUUAACGGCUGCCUCGGGUGAGAUGGCUGAACGAAGAGUGUGAUUGUUAUUUCAUAUACUUGAUAUUGGUCAUCCAGGAUGUUGAAAAUACUGACAAAUCGUUUUGGUUGGUUUAUGACCUCAAUCUCCUUAAGAAUGGGAGCUGGUAAAGCUUUUGUUUUGUAGGCCAAUUUUAUGUUGAUAAUGCUACUGAAAGUAUCCUAAAACAAGAGUUUGACACGUGGUGUCCAAAAUUGUGCAUUAUCUCAAUGAAAGGCUAUGCAUUGCUGCUUUUAGUAAUAUUUUGCUUAUACUAUGCUUUUCUUAAUUUUACAAGUUGGUUGUAAACAUUUUAUGUCCUUUAUUAUAAACUACUCAGCAAUUUAUUUUAAUGUAAAACUGCAGGAAACUUGAGUAGCAUCCCUUAGCAUUGAAGCCUUUUUAUGAAACCAAACUGAACUUUGUGUCGACUAAGAUUCCUCCAAUUCUGGUCCCAUUUACUCAAAGUGCCUUUUUUACAGUAACAAUGAACAGUCCCUUCUUUUGCUAACUCCUUUUAAUUGACCCCGUUUGGGAUUUUAUAAACUUCUGAACUUCUACCUUUUAUUUUAAGCUGCAUGCCAAGAGUCCCCUUUUGUGCUGAGCAUUUCUCAUUUCAGUACAGUGUAUUCUGUAGCUAUCAUGUAUAUUGUGGAUUCUGUUUAGCCAGGGUAGACUUAGAAGACAUUUUAAAGGGCCCAGAGUAGCCAAGAAGAUAGUUUCAUUGACUGUAUAUAUUGUUAGCUUCCUCUGGAAUCGCAUGAGCGAAUCAUGCUCAUGAAAUGGACUAUAGGCCGAGCAAGUGGACUGAAUGUGUCUAGAAAACCUUUUGAAAAAACAAAUGUACUAUCCUAAAGUGCCAGAACUGCUCUUCUGUGCUUUCUCCAUACAGAGCUGCUUGGUUAUCCAAAAAUUAUAAUUGAAAAUAAACUGCAAAAAAAAAAAAAAAAAAAAAAAAUUGUGGGUUUUUUCCUCUGUUUAUGUUCAUCACUUUAUUUUAUAUUAUUUAACGAGCAAAAGGCUUUGGUUUCUCUUGUGCUUAUGUGACUUACUAACAAUUGAACUUUCUUAAGCAGUUCUAAUGAGCUUCAGCCAAUACUGAAAUGUAGACCUCUUCUCAGAAAAGCAUCACCCUCCAUCUUGAUAAAUACUUCGCUAUUGCUUAAGUGUCAGUGCGCACCUUGGAAAUGAAAUCCCGGCAUCACCGGACUUCUGUGCUGGAUCUGCUGCUCGUGGGAGCCAUUGUUGUUCUGGGAUUUCUGUGGGUACCCGCAUCCACUGGGCACUGCUGACUUGGGCAUGGAUUGAGUUCAAAGAAGACAAAGUGUGUAUGACUUCACUCACGUGGAGUCCUUCCUUGACAUUCGAUCACGUUUCAUUCCGUUAUUUUACUCAGCAUUACCAGCAGGCACACUUAAUAAAGUUAAUUAUUAUGUAAUCUCUAAGGUGAUUAGAGAAAGUGUUGUAUAGUUUCUAUUUAUUUUUUAAUAAUAAGCCUUGACUCUUUUAUUUUUCCUUUUUUUUUUUCCCUAUAGAUAUCAGAGCCAGUGUUGUAAUUCCCAUCUCACUGAAUGUAUUAAUCUGACAGUCUGGUCUCAACCCAGGAGCUGAAUCCAAAUUUCAUAGGUCCCAGUCCAGCGCUCCUCUCCAUCCACAAACCUACAUCACGUCUGUUUUGUUUUGGUUCGUGUUUGCCAGUGGUAUUUGUCUGCAGGAAAUCUAUAGUAUUUCUGUUUGUGGAGUGCGUUAAAUGUUGAAGUCACCGUAGUAGCAGUAAGUCACCUUCUGGUGGUUGUGUGCCUUCCAGGUCUUCCUGUUGCGUUCAGGAGCUUUGCUACUGACCACAUGUGAACUGGCUCUGUGGUGUGGGUAACUUUCUGUCCGUCUGUGCAAGGUCAUCCAACAGCCAAAUCCUGCCUGCUUCAGAGGGAUGGUAUUGAUGGGAUUUCAGUCAGUGCUGGUAUCACAGUGUCACUUACUAAUCAGAAUGCUGUAUCCAAUGAGUAUUUGGUUACAAUUCCAACCUACUCGAAUUACUGUGCUAUUUAAUUUUCAACUUUCUGUUCUUUUAAAUCUGUAAUUUUUCAUUACAUUCUCUUUUCACAGAUUCCUUUGCGAAGUUUCCACCUUUAUUAUGUUGUAAAGUGAAAUUGUUGCUAUUAAAUUGCAGUGGUUUCUUUCUUUAA
Molecule: messenger RNA, 5554 nt
Organism: Gallus gallus (chicken)
Lineage: Eukaryota; Metazoa; Chordata; Aves; Galliformes; Phasianidae
Gene: FAM171A1
Product: family with sequence similarity 171, member A1
Exons: 9
Coding region: 465-3137 (890 amino acids)
Biological process (GO): stress fiber assembly; regulation of cell shape
Cellular component (GO): plasma membrane
Source: RefSeq, a predicted model, not a curated record